Molecule: messenger RNA, 1357 nt
Organism: Bombyx mori (domestic silkworm)
Lineage: Eukaryota; Metazoa; Arthropoda; Insecta; Lepidoptera; Bombycidae
Product: spindle assembly abnormal protein 7
Exons: 6
Coding region: 529-1311 (260 amino acids)
Source: RefSeq, a predicted model, not a curated record
UUGAUUAAUGUCUCAAAUUAAUCAUCUUCAUUUCAUUUCACUCCAUAAUAUAAUUUUUCAUAAAAAUAUGAAUAUAAAUUAAAAUAAGACAUGACUUAAAGGUCUCAGUUACCAGGUCAUAAAAUCCCUUAAAAAAAUAUUAAACAUACGUCUUUAAAAUAGCGGCAAUUGCUUAAAUUAGCGGCAGCUUAAAAAGUUAAGCAAUUAUAAUUAAAAGAUCUUUAAUCGUUUUCAGCUACAUCAAUGUUAAAAAUAUAAUUUUUUUAUUUAAUUUGCAAACUGUCCAAUAUCGGUAUGGUUGAUAAUUUAGGCGAUAAGUCAACCACAAACCUUGAUCGUUUCGAAAGUAUUGUACAAAAUUUAACUAAAUGUAAACUAGUAAGUAAGAAUUCAUAUAACUAGGAAUUUUACAAAGACAGGGAGGAAAUCAGGAAAAUUCGAGAAAUAAAUAAAAAAUUGGAAGUAGAUUUGAAAGAAACUCGUGAAUUAGAAAAAUCACAUCGCUACCGCUUAUUGACAUCGCGUGAAAUGAUAGGAAAUUUACAAGAAACUGUAUCUCAAUUGGUGUAUUUAAAAAGAGAUGUAAAAAAAUUAAAAGACGAAAUACUUUUGAAAGAAAAAACUAUUAAUAGUUUUGAGAAGGAUAAAGAAAAUUUAUUAAUGAAGAAUGAAAUUAGUUUGGAAGAGCUACGUAACAAUUAUGAAAAGGAAAUGGAGGAAAUGCGUGCGCUGAACGAAAAUAAAAUACAUGAAAUCCAGCAUGAAUCGGACGCGAAAGUGGCACAGUACACUUGCGUCAUUGAAGAGCUUCGUUCUAAAAUUAAGGACUUGGAAGCUGAACAUAGAGAGAAGGUAAACGUAGUAGUGCUAGAAUACGAAGAGAAGAUACAACGUGGUGCUGCCCAGAUAGCGCAGUUGCAGGAGCAAUUAGCUCACCAAGCCGCUCGUACUGAUGCCAACAUUGACGCUUAUCGAAGGCGCCUCGAAGAUCUAGAGGAGAAACUCAAGCAGAGUCAAUUUAAAAAAUAUCUAGCGCAAAGUACUUAUCCAUCGCAAUAUGAAACUCAAGUCGAGCGUCCUUAUUCCGUUGAUAGAGAUCGUUACACGGACACUAAUUCGGUAGAAUUAGAUCCAGUGUUGGAAAAUGCAAGGUCUAAUAUGACAUUGAGCCAGAAUAAGGCUUCAAGAACGAAUACAUUACAAGUAAUGUAUUACGGACAGAAUAAUAACAAAGCAAAAGAGAAGAAAGGUUCUUUUAAUAUUACGAAGAAGAGAAAGCUGUACAGUGAAAAGGAUUUUCAAGAUAUGUAGUUUGGUAUUUUGUAACAUUAUUCUGUGAAAUAAACGUUUUUCUUUC